UUCCAUCGCUCCACAGCAAGCGGUGUCGCUGCCUCACCAACAAACUCGCCAUGUUCUCCUUUCCCAACGCGCCCUCCUUCUUCCUCCUCCUCCUCGUCCCUCUCCUCUUUCUGCUCUCCCCCGCUUCCGGCGCUGGGUCCCCUUCCUCGUUGUCGAACGGCACUACCGUUUACGACCUCCUCCCGGAGUACGGCCUGCCGCCAGGCAUCCUCCCGGACACCGUCAAGUCCUUCUCCCUCGCCUCCGGCGGCCGGUUCGUCACCAAACUCUACGGCGCCUGUUACGUCGACUUCGAGUACGUGGUGUACUACGAGCCCCGCGUGUCGGGCGUCGUCAAGUACGGCGCCAUCGAGGAGGUCCAGGGCGUCCAGAUCCGCCGCUACCUCGUCUGGUUCAACGUCGACACCAUCAGGCUCGACCCCUCCUCCUCCGACUUCAUCUACUUCGAAGGCAGUUGGAUCUCCCUCAAGCUCCGGAUCGACCAGUUCCAGACCGUGCACUCUUGCAGGGGCAGCCUCUCGCUGCUCGGCCGCGCCAAGGAGGUCGCCCGUUCCAUGUUCGAGAGCAUUUUCGCACCUCAACUUUGAUGGAGUAAUGUGAGAGAAAAACCAGUAUGCUAAUGAAUGGAAAGCCUGAAGCUCUAAGAACUCGUGAGAGAAGUAAGCAUGCUGGCCAUGAUAUAUGGAUAAAGCUAGAGACUAGUUGAUGGUAUGUGUCUAUUGGAGUCUCUCUAUAAGUUCUUCUCUUAAGAAAUUGCUGUGUGUGGCUAAUGAGUAGUCUGUUGUUCCAUAAUCAAAACCUUCUGAGAAGAACCUAUGUAACUAUGAAUUUAAUUAUUCGAAUGGUUAUAUUUUAGUUGUUUAUUGUUAUUUACUAA
Messenger RNA from Musa acuminata subsp. malaccensis (wild Malaysian banana), 877 nucleotides. RefSeq lists its product as uncharacterized. The record is from RefSeq and is a predicted model, not a curated record. NCBI's taxonomy places the organism in Eukaryota, Viridiplantae, Streptophyta, Magnoliopsida, Zingiberales, Musaceae.